AUGGAGGAAAAAAUACAAAGGAAGGAUGUUCGAAAACAAGACAAAACACUAAAGGAACCAAAUGGACUUCAAACUCUAGUUGUGCGAGAGUUUGAGCUGGCAGACAAACAGGAGAUACAGCGGAUUUUCUAUGAAGGGCUGAUGGAGAUGGUAGCAGACACUGCCUUCAGAGGCUUGAGACAUCAUCCUGAGUGUCUCCUGCUCUACACUGCUAUGACAGUUAUAUCUUUUGCCAUCACCAUGUGUUGGUGGGUGAUAGGACUCCUCCCUGCAAUUAUUCUGUGUGGACGCUACUUCUACAGCAGACGUGUGAUCCGUGGUUAUCUGGAGUACGCCAUGAGCAGAGACAUGGGAGACAUUGAGAGGUUUUACAUGAAAUCACCAGGCUCCUGUCUGUGGGUAGCAGUUCUGGAGAAAAAAGUGGUGGGUGUCAUAGCAGCAGUUAGCCAGCAGAAGCCAGGAGGUUCUGUUGAGCUGCAACGGCUAUCUGUUGACCAGAACUAUCGGCGGUGUGGAGUCGGCAUGGCGCUGGGACGAAAGGUUCUGGAGUUUGCUCUCGCUCAUAAAUAUUCUGCUGUUGUCUUGGGAACCACAGCGUACUCGCCCGCCGCCCACCAGCUCUACCAUCGUCUGGGAUUCCGCUGUGUGGAGAUCACCAACGGGCACAUCACACCGGGUGCGAGAUGGUCCUUACUGGAACGGAUUUUCUACAGGGUCCACCAUCAUCACUACAGCCUUGUUUUGGAAAAAAGCAAGAUCACUUCAAAUGGACAACACUGA
Messenger RNA from Plectropomus leopardus (leopard coralgrouper), 780 nucleotides. RefSeq names its product N-acetylaspartate synthetase-like. Gene Ontology annotation, cellular component: mitochondrial membrane. Gene Ontology annotation, molecular function: L-aspartate N-acetyltransferase activity. The record is from RefSeq and is a predicted model, not a curated record. Lineage: Eukaryota; Metazoa; Chordata; Actinopteri; Perciformes; Serranidae.